Molecule: messenger RNA, 1861 nt
Organism: Pundamilia nyererei
Lineage: Eukaryota; Metazoa; Chordata; Actinopteri; Cichliformes; Cichlidae
Gene: usf2
Product: upstream transcription factor 2, c-fos interacting
Exons: 11
Coding region: 464-1447 (327 amino acids)
Biological process (GO): regulation of transcription by RNA polymerase II
Molecular function (GO): RNA polymerase II cis-regulatory region sequence-specific DNA binding; DNA-binding transcription factor activity, RNA polymerase II-specific; protein dimerization activity
Source: RefSeq, a predicted model, not a curated record
UUCCUUCUGUCAAAAAACGAACAAACUAAUCCACUCCGUGUCUUCUGGAGCGCAUGUCGCAGCCGCUUUGCGCGGACAAACAGCAGCUGUGCGCAAACAGAGGACACGGAGGACAUAAAGAAACCAAUUUAACAGCAAACCAGCCUCAAUCCGUGCAUUCAGAUCCGAAUUUAUAACACAAUAACGAUCAUAAUCCAGGACUCAGCCUCCCUCCACCGCCUCGGCACCGCUGCGGAAACACCCGGACUCUUUUUUUCUUUUUUUUUUCUACUUUUCCGCACAGACGCAGACAGCUCCGUCCUGCUCCUCAGCGGCCUCCAUUUUAGCUCCUUGCCCGGUCCGCGCCUCACGUGUCCUGGACUGUCUUCCUCACAUGACCCGUGUGUUUGUCCCCGUGAUCAGCGCUUCCAUCUCCGUAAUUCGGUGUCGUUGAAUAUCGGCGUUUUACACCCGCAAAAGCUUCAUGGAUAUGCUGGAGCAAAGUCUGGACAGCUCGGCGAGUCACGACAAACAGGAAACAGAGGAGGUGGUGCAGCUACAGGAAGGGGAAGCUGUGGGGACGGACGAGCAGACUGCAGUGACCAUCACCGGUGUCCCUCAGACUGCAUUUGCUGACCACAAUGUGCAGUACCAAUUUCGUACAGACAACAGCGGCGGACAGGUGACCUAUCGCGUGGUUCAGGUGACAGAUGACCAACUAGAAGCGGCAGCUGACGGGACGGGAGCCGUCAGCGUCGUCUCCACUGCAGCAUUUGCUGGAGCCCCUCAGGCAGUAGCGCAGGCCGUCAUCCAGAAUCCUUUCAGCAACGGGGGAAGUCCUGGCGGGGAGACGGUGGGAGGAGAGACGCGUUUCGCUUAUUUCCCUGCAGCCACAGUCAGCGAUGGAACAGCCACGGCCGUGUCGGUGCAGGCCACCGCCGACCCAACAAUUACACAAGCGGGAGGUCAGUUUUACGUGAUGAUGAGCCCACCUGAGGUGCUGCAGACGGCGACCCAACGUACCAUAGCGCCACGCACACACACCUACACUGCAGACCUUGGUGAAAGCGAGAUGUUGCAGCAUGGCAGUUCAGACUGGAAAGUAGAUGGUCCACGGGCGCCCAGGGAUGAGAGGCGAAGAGCACAGCACAAUGAAGUGGAGAGAAGAAGAAGAGACAAGAUUAAUAACUGGAUUGUCACGCUGUCAAAAAUCAUUCCUGACUGCAGCAUCGACAGCAGAACCGGAGCGAGUAAAGGAGGCAUCCUGUCCAAAGCGUGCGACUACAUCCGCGAGUUGCGUCAGAAUAACCAGCGGCUGCAGGACAGUUACAAAGAGGUGGAGCGAGUCGAGAUGGACAACGAGCUGCUUAGACAACAGAUUGAGGAAUUAAAGAAUGACAACGCACUGCUUCGAGCACAGCUGCAGCAGCACGGUAUAGAAGUCAACGGAGAUGCAACACCUCAGUGACUGUGGACUGGACAAGUGCAGGAUCACAAACACAGAGUCGCGUCCUCCCACACAGCUGAACGACACCAGGAGAGGAGCAAAAAAAAAAGAAAAGAAGAAAUAACGGGAGACAAUUUCUGUCUGAAAUUGGACCAGAGAAACACGCAAAAGGCUCACGAAGAACACCGAAGGACUGCAAAGUGAACACGUCUCCUCCUCCUGCAGCUCCAUGAAAAGCUUGAACGCUCUGAAAUCCGUUAACUGAGUAGCUAACUGAACCUCUCACUUCUGCUUCAAGGAAAUCGACCUCUGCACUCCACCGCCACGCUGCCGCCAAACUCUUCUUUUUACUUUAAAUUAUGAACCUGCCACACAAAGUUUAUUUUUAGCGUCUUUACGUUUUUAUCAUCACACAAACUUUUUCCUUUGGGUUUG